This is a messenger RNA of Symbiodinium necroappetens, 1110 nucleotides long. NCBI's taxonomy places the organism in Eukaryota, Dinophyceae, Suessiales, Symbiodiniaceae. The record is from the annotation of a GenBank genome assembly.
AUGAAGAAAUUCUUCGAGAACAGGAACCUUAUUCAUUUAAAGAAAAGAACCGUCGACUAUCUUGGCGGCCUUUGGGGUGGCAAGGCAUACCGGGGACCGGACCUUUUCCUUGCCCACACAGGUUUGGGCGUCACGGUGAAGAUUUUUGAACUGAUGAUGAAGUGCGUCGAGAAGCAGUUGAAAGUCAUGAAGGUCAACAAAGCUCUGGCGAAGCAGAUCGUCAGUGACAUCGAGAGUAUGAAAGAGCCACUGUGCGAUCCAACGGGAAAGCUGGCGAAGGAGCAGAAUGCCAAGAACUUGGCCUUGGGCGACCCCUUCGAUGAUGCUGCGAAUCGAGCCGCAUACGCGGAGUUGCAGCGGAAAGAGGAGGAGAGGCGCCAGAAGAUAAUCGACUUCCGCAAGCGCAAGGAGGCGGAAGCAAAAGAGAAGGCAAAGAGCAAGAAGGACGGCGGGAAGGCGAGGGAACCCAGCAAGGACUCCAAGGAGGCAGAGGCUACCAAAGAGGAGCAGGUCCAGGAGCGACCACCUUCCGUGGGCAGCUGCUCGGAUAGCGAGGAUUCGGCGCGCUUGGCUCAUCUGAAGCCAGCGGCUCCAAAGCCGGAGUCCACGGAGGUCUCCAACGUGGAUUGCACGGAGCCGAAGAAAGAGAAGAAAAGCCAGAAGGAGCGGAAGCCUUCCAGCAAGGGAAAGGAGAAGAAGGAGAAGGGCCACCGGAAGCAAAGCUCCCCGGUGAACUCCUAUUUAACCACAGCAAAAGUCGAGCAGAACGCCGAGGCUCGCUCCGGUGACUCCGGCCUCUACUCGAUGGAGACGACAGUGGGCAACCGGACAGAAGCAUUCUCAGAGCGUUGCGAGGCCACGGAAGAGAACGGAGAUCCGGAGGAUUGGUCGAGUGUCGACGAGGAUUCUUCCGUGACCUCAGCGCGAUCUGCAGGUGCCUGUGAGAUGAUGGACUGGAGGUGGAGCCCCGACAUCUCGCCAUGGAACUCUCCCUGGGGGUCUCCCGUGGGCACGGUCACGAUGACGUUCGAGGAUGGCAGCUUGCCCGCUUGCGAUGGCGGAAUUGAGGAGCCACGAUGUCCAAGGUCUGUCCAGCUUCUGCUGGAUUGA